This is a messenger RNA of Parnassius mnemosyne (clouded apollo), 3771 nucleotides long. Lineage: Eukaryota; Metazoa; Arthropoda; Insecta; Lepidoptera; Papilionidae. The record is from the annotation of a GenBank genome assembly.
AUGGGGCUGCUAAGUACAGGGACGGCAGGGCAGCCACCACCUCUCUCACCGCGGUCACCACGGGGCCCUAGCGUCAUCACUUCUACUGAUAGUUUUCCACCAGUACCAGCUCUUCCACACACCUGUGAUUCAACGCCAAGGAAAAAAGGAUUUGUUGGGUGGUUUUGGUCCAUCACUGGCAGGCAACGGGACCCACGAAAAAAGAUUGCGGAUCCUGGCGGUGAGCUUCAAAUUAUGCUGCCAUGCCAAACGCCAGACAACCCUGUCUCUGGCGAGGUUUGCUUAUUGGCUGAGAGCCCGUAUAGAAUAUUAAGGGCGGCAGAAAGCGGUAAUGUGGAGGAUUUUAUGCGUCUGUACUUGAGCGAGCCAUCACGACUGGAUGUACGAGAUCCGCGCGGUCGCACCCCGGCCCAUCAGGCCGCAGCGAAGAACAACACCAACAUCCUGCACUUCAUUAAUAACUACGGUGGUGAUUUAGGUGUUCGCGAUAAUGCUGGAAAUACACCUUUACACGUAGCAGUGGAAAAUGAAGCUCUAGAUGCCAUAGAAUUCCUGCUUCAACAACACGUAGAUACAGGUGUGCUCAAUGAAAAAUCGCAGGCACCGAUACACUUGGCGACCGAAUUGAAUAAGGUGGCAGUUCUGCAAGUUUUCGCAAAAUACAAAAGUCAGAUUAAUGUGGACCUCGGAGGGGAGCAUGGACGCACUGCUUUGCACUUCGCCGCCAUACAUGACCAUGAUAUGUGUGCCAGGGUUUUGAUAUCCGAUUUGGGCGCAGAAUGCAAGCGUCCAUGCAAUAACGGCUAUUAUCCAAUCCACGAGGCUGCGAAAAAUGCUUCAUCUAGGACCAUGGAGGUGUUUCUACAAUGGGCAGAAUCUAGAGGCUGCAGCAGAGAACAAAUGAUAUCACUAUAUGACAAUGAAGGCAACGUACCAUUACAUUCAGCAGUACAUGGCGGUGAUAUUAAAGCUGUGGAACUAUGUCUAAGGUCAGGUGCAAAGAUUUCAACUCAGCAACACGAUUUGUCUACGCCGGUUCACCUUGCAUGUGCUCAGGGUGCUUUAGAAAUUGUCAAAUUGAUGUUCGAAAUGCAACCGAAAGAGAAAAUGGCUUGUUUAACCUCGUGCGAUGUUCAAAAAAUGACUCCACUACACUGUGCCGCUAUGUUCGACCAUCCUGAUAUAGUGAACUACUUAAUUUCUGAAGGUUCAGAUAUUAAUCCUUUGGAUAAGGAAAGAAGGUCACCGCUUUUGCUAGCCGCUUCAAGGGCAGGCUGGAGAACAGUGCAUACAUUGAUCCGCUUGGGUGCCGACAUUGAACUUAAAGAUGUAAACUUAAGGAACUUAUUGCAUCUAGUCGUAAUGAAUGGCGGUCGCCUUGAGGAGUUUGCAGCCAACUGCAAAAAUCGUUGUGAGAAGAGUUUAAUCCUGUUAUUGAAUGAGAAAGACAACACAGGAUGCUCGCCACUGCAUUAUGCGAGCCGUGAAGGACACAUCAGAUCCCUCGAAAAUCUCAUCAGACUUGGAGCUUGCAUCAAUCUCAAGAAUAAUAACAACGAAAGUCCAUUACAUUUUGCUGCUAGAUACGGUCGCUACCACACAGCCUGUCAGCUUCUUGAUUCAGAUAAAGGAACGUUCAUAAUUAACGAAAGCGAUGGCGAAGGCUUGACACCGUUGCAUAUUGCUUCUCGAGAAGGUCACACUAGGGUGGUACAGCUUCUCCUGAAUAGAGGUGCAUUACUUCAUAGAGAUCAUAACGGCCGCAAUCCCUUGCAUCUAGCUGCAAUGAGUGGAUAUGUUCAAACGAUUGAGUUGCUACAUUCCGUUCACUCACAUUUGCUGGAUCAGGUCGAUAAGGAUGGUAAUACACCGCUACACCUAGCUACAAUGGAAAACAAGCCAAAUUCAAUUGCGUUACUGCUGUCCAUGGGAUGCGGUUUGACCUACAAUAAUCUUGACAUGAGUGCAAUAGACUACGCUAUAUAUUAUAAAUUUCCAGAAGCAGCACUAGCUAUGGUUACUCAUGAACAAAGAGCUAAAGAAGUAAUGGCACUCCGUUCGGAUCGUCAUCCAUGCGUCACACUUGCACUAAUCGCCUACAUGCCACGUGUGUUUGAAGCAGUUCAAGAUAAAUGCAUUACAAAAGCAAACUGCAAGAAAGAUUCUAAAAGCUUUUACAUAAAGUACAGCUUCGAUGCACUAUGUCCUCAAGUAAAGGACGAAGACGGUAACAGGAAAACAGAGAAUGUCUUACAAUCGCAGAAUAUACCGUUGCCAGCUCUUAACAUUAAGUACUCUUUCAAAUUCUACCAACAUUCGAAGCUUGAGAUAGAAGCGCUGAGACAGGCGCGCAACGACCCAAAGUUUCGACCCGAACCGUUGAAUGUUAUCAACGCAAUGGUAGCACAUGGUAGAGUAGAACUGUUAGCUCACCCACUCAGUCAAAAAUAUUUACAAAUGAAAUGGAAUUCUUAUGGAAAAUAUUUUCACUUGGCGAACCUUCUCGUUUAUUGCAUUUUCCUGACUUUCGUUACCGUUUACACUUAUCUUCUUAUGAACGGUGUUCCUAAGUCCAGCUUCAACGUAAAUCAUACAAAUAUAUGUACAUCAUCGAACAAAGCAUUUAAUAACAGUACAACAAACAACGGAACUGACACAAGUAAUAUCGAAGGCGAUUUUGAGAAAGUGGUGGCAAUGUGUACCAGUACCACGGCUAUACUAAUUUAUAACAGUAUUUGUCUAAUACGUGAGGCUUACAACAUUAAACAACAGAAAUGGCACUAUUUAGUAGAUCCAUCUAACCUGGGAUCUUGGAUGUUAUAUAUUAGCUCCACGGUAAUGUUGUUUCCGUCGAUUUUCGGCGAAAAUUGCGAUGUUCAGUUCUCGGCUGCAUCUAUAACGGCAUUAUUAUCUUGGUUCGAGUUACUUCUGCUUCUUCAACGCUUCGAUCAAGUUGGCAUCUACGUGGUGAUGUUCUUGGAGAUUCUACAGACACUUAUCAAAGUGUUAAUGGUGUUCUCCAUUCUAAUCAUCGCUUUUGGCCUGGCGUUUUAUAUAUUACUUUCUAAAGGUAACCACUUGUCUUUUAGUAGCAUUCCUAUGUCACUGAUGAGGAUUUUCGCGAUGAUGCUUGGAGAAAUUGACUUCGUUGGAACAUACGUACAGCCAUAUUACAAAUCUGAGACCGAUGUCAUUCUACCAUUCUCGAUGUCAACGUUUUUUAUACUGGCCGUAUUCAUGGUUCUAAUGCCGAUUCUCUUAAUGAAUCUGCUCAUCGGUUUGGCUGUGGGUGACAUCGAAAGUGUACGAAGGAACGCCCAGCUUAAGCGUUUGGCAAUGCAGGUGGUGUUGCACACUGAAUUGGAGCGGAAACUGCCGGCGUUUAUUCUAGAAAAAGUUGAUAAAGACGAAUUAAUUGAAUAUCCGAACACAAAUAAAUGCAAACUGGGCUUUUUGGAUAUAAUUCUAAGGAAAUGGUUCUGUAACCCAUUUACUGACGAUGCGGGAUUAGAUCUGGUAUUGGAAAGCAGCGAAGACUACAUCUCGGCGGAGCUAGAUAAACAAAAACGUCGUAUGCGGGAAAUGUCGCAACUUCUUGAACAACAACACGUUUUGAUUAGGUUGAUUGUGCAGAAAAUGGAGAUCAAAACUGAAGCUGAUGAUGUCGACGAGGGAGUGACACUCAGUGACUCCCGCGUCGUUCCUCGCUGGAGCUCACCAAGGAUCCGCAAGAAGUUGAGGUCGGCCGCGUCUUUUAAUAAAAGUGGCUGA